GGCUAGCGACUGGGCGGGUUCCCGGCGGUCCUUCCCACCCUCUUUAUUCAGAUGACGGGCACACACAGGGUGCCAAUUGUCCCCUCUCCGUCUCGGGUUUUACGGUCAGCUCGCAUGUAUGUGAGCUGACGUGAAGGCAUCGCAGAGGGGGCGUCCGUUCUCACACCGACGGCGAAAUGAUUAGACCGUGAGCCGCGAGGGGCAACGUAAACAAAAGGCCACCCGGAAAGGAGGCGAGUGAAACACCGACACUGGAGCUGAUGAGAUGAAGAGGCUCCAGAGCAGGUAUCUGAUCAUCAUCGUCGCUUACUCGGUGUUGCUGCUGACCGUCCCUUACUUGCUGGACUGCAACAACUACAACAGGGCUCCCAGGGAACAAUACUUGCUCCGGGAUUUCCCCAAGGAGGUGGAAGACCCUCGUUCGACGCAAGGCGGCGACGCGAACAGUUCGACUCCGGGGACAGUGGUCAACAAGAAGCAGCACGUGUACCUGCACGCCACUUGGAGAACGGGGUCCUCGUUCGCGGGAGAGCUCUUCAACCAGCACCCUAGGGUGUUCUAUCUGUACGAGCCCAUGUGGUUGAUGUGGCAGGCUCUGUACCCGGGCGACGCCGAGAGCUUGCAGGGGGCGGUCAGGGACAUGCUACGCUCCCUCUUCCAAUGCGACUUCUCCGUGCUGAAACUGUACUCGUCGCCCGGCCCCUCGGGCUCGUUGACCACCCGCACCAUCUUCGGUUGGAGGAACAACAAAGUCAUCUGCUCGGCGCCUUUGUGCAGCGCCUACAAGAAGGAGCGCGUAGAGCUAGUGGACGCCAGUGUCUGCGAGAAACAGUGCGCGCCCCGGGACAUCAAGGAGUUGGAGACCGAGUGCAGAAAGUAUGAUGUGAUAGUGAUUAAGGACGUAAGAGUCUUGGAUGCGGGGAUUCUCCUCCCCCUGAUGCAGGACCCUUCCCUGAACUUCAAGGUAGUUCAGCUGGUCAGGGAUCCCAGGGCAGUGCAUAACUCCCGGAUGAAAUCGAAGCUCUCCCUCGUCAAGGAAAGCAUCCAAGUACUACGGAGCAAGAAGAGACAGGGAAAAGAUCAACGUGCGAUUCCCAGUAGGUCGCAGAGGGCGGACACCUACGUGUCUAACGCCCUGGAGGUGAUUUGUGAGGCCUGGAGCCGCGACCAGGUGCUGGUCAGAAGCUCCCCAGCCUGGAUCACUCAGAGGUAUCUCACCAUUCGCUACGAGGACCUGGUGCUGGAACCAGUGGAUGGGUUGAGGACACUCUACACCUUCGCCAGUCUCACGGCCACUCCCUCUACCGAGAAAUACGUGUUGAACAUGACGCGGGGGAUAGGCUACUCUUCGGACAAGCCCUUCCUCAUCUCUUCCAGGGACGCCAAGGAAGCCAUCAGUGCUUGGAAGAAAAGGCUGAGCUUGGUGCAGAUCGAGCAGGUGGAGCAGAAGUGCCAAAAGGCUAUGAAAUUGCUGGGCUACCAGUUAACGAACGAGCACUACACGUAGACCUACCUCCCAUUUAGGGUUCGGAAGUCAGAUUAAGAUUCGCCCAAGCAAAUUUGGGACAGCACUCAGUUCCAAGCCCACAGAAACAGAUAAACUGACUCUCGUAACUGGCACCAUCCACUUGCUCCCUCUUCUUUUCCACCUUCCUGGAAUUACGCACAGUGUUGCAAGAACUAAUGAAAACGUUGCAGCAGAACAUUCGAAUUCUGAAACAGUAAUUGAUUGGACACCAGAGAAGAGGUUUUUUUAUUUUGUAAACUGUAACAGGGCACACAGUUAAAAGUAGUAUGGUUACACUCAGAGUUAGUUGGUGAGUAGAAAGUAAAUCGGUUUCCUGAAAAGAAGGAUGAGAUGCAUGUUGUUCCACAAGACUGCAUUGGGGUUCAUCUCAUUUUAAUUUUCAUGUUCACCAAGUUAUUUGGAUUUGCAAAUUGGAAGGUUUAACUAGGAGAGACUAUUGUUACAAGUUUAUGAAAUAUUCAAUAGACAUGCUUUUGUAUGAUUAA
Hypanus sabinus (Atlantic stingray) is the source of this 2013-nucleotide messenger RNA. RefSeq names its product carbohydrate (N-acetylglucosamine 6-O) sulfotransferase 7 (gene chst7). Gene Ontology annotation, cellular component: Golgi membrane. The record is from RefSeq and is a predicted model, not a curated record. Bases 266 to 1507 code for a protein of 413 amino acids. Gene Ontology annotation, molecular function: chondroitin 6-sulfotransferase activity; N-acetylglucosamine 6-O-sulfotransferase activity. The transcript has 2 exons. Gene Ontology annotation, biological process: N-acetylglucosamine metabolic process; carbohydrate metabolic process. NCBI's taxonomy places the organism in Eukaryota, Metazoa, Chordata, Chondrichthyes, Myliobatiformes, Dasyatidae.